Prorocentrum cordatum is the source of this 1539-nucleotide messenger RNA. The record is from the annotation of a GenBank genome assembly. Lineage: Eukaryota; Dinophyceae; Prorocentrales; Prorocentraceae.
GAAAAUGCGGGCUACGCCGCCCUAGCCAACUUCAUCGUGCAAAUGUUCAAGGAUGGUUUGAUCACCAUCCGCGACGAGCGCGCGGCCAGCGUGGGCAUCUUCCUCGCGGCGAAGACGGGUGGGCGGUUGCGCAAGAUACUCGACACCAGGGCCGUGAACGACCUGUUCGAAGAGCCCGCGCGCUCUCGCCUGCCCGCGUCCGCGUCCUGGGCCUCGGUCGAGAUCGGCAUCGCCGACGACCUCGUCCUGUCACAGAUGGACGUUGGCAACGUCCCUUACCGCUGCAAGGCGCUGCCUGGUGUCUCCGGCUACUUCGCACUUCGUCGAGUUCCAGCCAAGCAUCUCCAUCGUGCUGAUCCCAAGCAGUCAGGCCAUCGCGGGCUGCCCGCCUCUGGCUGCGUCGCCCCGCGCUUGGAGGUCAUGGCCAUGGCGUGGUCUUUGGCGCUCUACUUCUGUUGCGUCGCAGUGACGGCCGGCGCCCUUCGAGCUGUUCCAGGUGAGGCUUUCUUGCUGGAUAAGAAGCAGGCGCCCGACAUCACGGGCGACAAGUUCGGCGUGGCCAUCUACGCGGGCAGCGCGGGGUCGUCGGCGCGGACGACGGCCCAGUUCACUGGCAUGACGCUCGACUGGGCCAGCGGCCGCAUCUCCGUUGGCGCCGAAGUGUGCGCCGCGCUCCGUUCUGCUGUCGAUUCGCUCGCCAGGGCCAGCAGCCGGGCAGAAGCCGCGCUCGAGUUCGACGACGGGCGCUGGCGCCCGAGCAGCUGUAUUCACCCGCCGGGAUCAUCGGUCGAUUGGCGCUGCUGGGUCGACGACGGCGAGUUUGAGGAUGCCGAUUCUGACAGCUCCAUCGCAGAGACUGACAUCCAGGACGAGGCUCGCCAAGCUCGGAGUUUCGUCCGGUACUUCUUCUUGGAGGUGAACAAGGUGACGCGUCCUUCAGCCUUGAUGUGCGACAGGUACUUUCGGGACUUCCAGACGUGGGCCAGCGACGACUGCCUUCCGCUGAACUCCAGCGAGGACAUCAGCACCGCGAUGCCCGAGUACCUGGGGGUCCUCGACAGGGCCGAGAUCGCGCCGAAGGGCUUCAGGGGGCUGGCGCCAGGGCUCAGCCGCGCACCUCUGCCCUCGAUAGAGCUGUGUGCGCUAGUGGGUGCUGCUCUUCGCACCGACGAGCUGAAGUUAGCUUGGUGCCUCGUCUUUCUUUUCCACGCCUACUUGAGGCCGAGCGAGAGACACGAGUUCGACGUGAGCCUCCUUCUCCUCGACGGCCGCGGGCUGGUGCACCUGUGCCCCCGCUUCUCAACCUUGAAGAAGCGCUCGAGCCGCGGCAUGGCGUGGUCCUUCGACAGUCGGACAUUCUCGAGCCAGUUCAAGCGCGUCGCCGAGCUGGCGGGUCUUGGGCGGGCCAACCUCCACCCGUGCACGAUGCGGUGCGAGAAACGCGCCAGGGUGCAAACGUCGCGGGGGUGCUCGCCCGAGCCGGCGCGCGACUACGGCCGCGCCAUCGGCAGCGAGCUGCAGGGCCUACUCUUGCUGAAG